Messenger RNA from Galleria mellonella (greater wax moth), 1295 nucleotides. RefSeq lists its product as uncharacterized. Lineage: Eukaryota; Metazoa; Arthropoda; Insecta; Lepidoptera; Pyralidae. Gene Ontology annotation, cellular component: cytoplasm. Gene Ontology annotation, molecular function: ubiquitin protein ligase activity; zinc ion binding. The record is from RefSeq and is a predicted model, not a curated record. Bases 156 to 1190 code for a protein of 344 amino acids. The transcript has 5 exons.
CGACUCGUACACACGUGUUCUAGUUAUACGAACCUUGCGCUCUGUGGCUACACACUUCGACGUUGAUAUUACGUGCUAGUGUUAGUGAAUAAAGUUUUGUGUUUAUUUGUAUUGUGAACCGAGUAUUGCCACUGUUGUGAUUACUUGUUCUUAAAAUGUUUUCGAGACUUCAAGCAUUGUUUCGUUCGGUGGAGAAUAAAGGGGAUCUCUUAUCCCACAAUAGCGUUUGUGAGGAGAACAGUCUCACAACUGUCUCGACGUCAGAUUCCUCUAGCGAGCAGAAUGUCGAAAUAGAAGAUAAAUCGACGCCGUUAGUGCAGACAUCUUUAGAGGCAAUAGACGAAGGUCACGCUGCACAAUGUUCAUACCCCAACUGCGAUAAAGUUCUAUCUAGAUUCUCAGAAUGCAAUAUUUGCAUGGAACCCUUACAGUGUCGCGGUCCUUGCGUUUGCCCAUCGUGCGGCAAUGUAUGGUGUAGGAAGUGUUCCCGUCGCAUGCAUCAAUGUGCAUGGUGCCGUUUUUCAUUCGAAAAACCAAUUACACGGUGCCUAGCACUACAGCGGCUGAUCAACGAUCUCAUGUUGCCAUGUCGUAAUUACAGCCGAGGCUGCACAGACCUGCUCUCGGGUACCACCAGAGCAGAGCACGAGGAAGACUGCAAAUUCGAUACUAUUAUGUGUCCUGUAACAAAGAAUUGCUGUUGUAUUCCAUUCGAAAAGUUAUCAGAACAUAUUCAGUCAACGCACGAUAUAACGGCUAUAUACUCAGAAAAGAUAAAAGUCGCCAUCAAAAACUUCUGUACCAAGGUGAAGGAAUCUGGUCGCCGUGAAAUUACAUACAAAUAUAUACUUUUGCUUCACAAAUGUGCUUUUACCGUCAAAAUCAGCUUUUUCAACUAUCGUUUCGAAGUGGAUGUAAUGGGAAAAAGACUAGGAUAUAUAGCUAAUCAAAAAUUUAAAUCUAGUAAAAGUGAAUACUUAGCAAAAAUCGAAUUCCAUACACAAUCAGCUUCAAUCAAGACGUUUAAAUUAAUAGAAGAAAAGACGUAUAAUAGAAAUACGAAUCUACAGUUGGACAGUACUUCAUUGCAUUUAAAAAUGGGAGAGCUUGUAACAAUCCGUGUGAGUAUCAAAAAGAUCACUGUAGAAUUCUCGAGUAGCGAUUUUGCCAGAUCGUUAGAUGCUUUAUAAUAAUUUAGUAUAAAUUUUAAAAUAAAUUAUAAUACUAAGUAAUGCCUAAUUUAAGUAUUUCACUGAAAAACCAAAUAUAAAUUGUAAUAUAAUAUUUUCCUAUUA